UUGCCCAUAGAUAAGUAUUAGCGGCAGAGAAAUGUUCGAUUUUUGCUGAAAGUAGUUAUGUAGUAACUGUUUGCAGUGGCCAUUAACUGCCACUGUUUGCGUUAGUUAGCUGGGUGUGCUCAACCGACGCGUACGUUAGCUCCUUCAGUUGUAGCUAGUUAGCUAACUAGAUGAGAAAAUAAUAACGUCACACGGUCUGCUGAUUUAGCGACAAGUUGUCGGUUGGUCUGCAUUACCUGACUGAUAUUUCAUAUCCCUUACCUAGCUCUAUACAUAAAUUAAUAAUGCUAGCUGACAUGAGAGAAAUACAACAUACCGGUUGGCCCUCCCUGUCUGCUUGCUUAUUUAUAGCAAGCUAGCCAGAUUUAGCUAGCAACCAUGGAUAGCUAAGUGUGGUUUCUUUGAAUAUCCAGCUGAAUUACAUGGCAUUUAGGAACAUACGAAUUGCUCAUGUGUUUGAAUUUUUUUCUAAGUAGUAUUGUGUCUUUUCGUGGACCUAGCUAUCUGUUCGUGCAACCUGCUCCUAAGGACUUUUUUACAUGGUGGCUUGCUGUGGUGUCAUAUCAGCCGGUCCAAAGGGUCCUCCCUUGAUUUUUAUAGUGAGGUGCUGUUUUUAUAACAACAGUUCUAGCAAUGCAGGUGCAUGUAAUGGGCCAAGAUGUGGGCCGGACAAACCAAAGAUAAUGUAGAUGAAACACCUUUGAGCACUUCCUUCGGCUGGAAGUCCAGCUCGUUUCGCUCAGCUGUGCGACUGAGCCCUCCCUUUCUCAUUGAGCAUGCGCGCCGAAGCUUGUAAACAAUGAGACCAUUCCAGACUAUCCCUAGCAUUGUGUCUGUUUGAACAUUUAUUUUACGUUUUAUUAAAGCGUUAUAUACAGCAUGAGCAGCGGAUAUAACGGUAAUUUUUGGUAGCUGCAGCAUGGAGGCCACCCUGAGCAGGCUGCAGGGCCUGAGCGCAGAUGAGCUGCGUGACGAGUUCGCCAAGGCCAACCUCAAGUGCGGCCCUAUCACAGCCACCACCCGCGCCAUCUUUGAGAGGAAGCUGGCCCGUGCUUUGGUGAAUGAAGAUGGCAGCACCAGCGCUGGCUCGGGCAUUGAUUCGGGGGCCUCCAACCCUGAUUCGGGGGCCUCCAACCCAUCAGCAUCGACAGAGCCACAGGCCAGCGAGGACGGUGACUUUGGCUACGGCAUGGGCCUCAACCCACCCGAGGAGGAGGCUCUGACGGAGAAGACGGCCGUGCUGGGCUGCGUCAGGGCCGACGAGGCUCAAAUUGAUGGGCAGACGCCCUCCAAGCCCACACAAGUGUCACCAUCCUUCUACUAUGGCGUGUGCCCACCAUGGGAGGAUGUGCUGGUCAGGACUGAUAGAGUACAUGUGUACAGUGAAAAGAAAGAAGCUCUGCAAGUGGUGAAGAUGAUGAAAGGGGCUCGAUUCAAAGCCUUCACCAGCCGUGAGGAUGCAGAGAAGUUUGCCAAAGGUGUCUGUGAUUACUACCCCUCUCCCAGCAAAGCCAUGCCAUGCAUCUCGCCUGUCAAACCAGGCCUCUUUGCUAAGGACAACAGCUCUGGGAUGGAGACGGACACGAUCAACAGGGAGAAGGCAAACAGUUUCAAGAGCCCGCGCACACAGGACCUGACUGCCAAGCUGCGCAAGGCCGUGGAGAGGGGCGACGAGGUGGCCUUCGCUGAGCUGGUCUGGAGCAAUCCACGCUAUCUCAUCGGCUCAGGGGAUAAUCCCACUGUGGUGCAGGAGGGCUGCCGAUACAAUGUGAUGCACGUGGCUGCUAAAGAGAACCAGGCUGGGGUGGCCCAGCUCCUGCUGGACACGCUGGAGAACCCCGAGUUCAUGCGUCUCAUGUACCCCGACGACCACGAGGACAUGCUGCGGAGACGCAUCCGCUACAUCGUGGACCUGUACCUCAACACUCCGGACAAAGCCGGCUUUGAGACACCACUUCACUUUGCCUGCAAGUUUGGCUGCCCAGAGGUGGUGAACGUUCUCUGCUCCCACCCUGACACUGACAAACACUGCAGAAACAAGUAUGACCAGAAGCCAUGCGAUGUCAUAUGUGAAAGGAAAAACAAAACUCAAGAAGUGAAGCAGAAGAUUUGUGAAUAUUUAGAAGAUCGCUGUUAUGUGCCCUUAUUGAGGGCGACGGACAACUCCUCCCAGCCGGUGAUUGGAACUCCAUGGUCCCCUGAGCCCUCUGAGCCUUUACCCUCCAUGCUGUCUAGAAGUCCUAUGGACCCCGUCAUGGCGGUCAAAGCCUACGCUGGGCCUCUGAGUCCAUCAAAGGCCGACGAAUUCCGCAGAGCAUGGAAGACGCCCCCCAGAGAUCGUGCUGUACACUUCCACCACAUCCUAAAGUCUGAUCCCGACCGAGGAGCCGAGAGAGUGGGCAGAAAUCUUGCCCAUGAAUUGGGCCAUCCCUGGGCUGAGUACUGGGAGUUCUUGGACUCCUUUGUCGACCUGUCGUCUGCAGAGGGUCUCCGAAAGUUGGAGGAGCACCUGAGCAAGAAAGACUUCAGUGAGCGUGCCCACCGAGAGACCGGAGAAAACGAGACCAGCAACAGGUUCAGAACUCCAUCACCAGGCAAGCCAAAAAAGUUCUGCAACUCCAUCUCGGUUGGUGCUUUCCUGGACGAGGGCGAUGACCUGAGCCUGGAGGAGAUGAAGAACCGGCAGAACGCCGCCCUCACCAGCGUCUGCUCCAAGGACAACCUGAAGGGGGCAGUGGGCGGCCGUGAGUUCCACAUCCUGCCUGUGUCACGGAGCGCCGACCUCAUCGAGACGGCCGCCGAGCAUGACCUCCUCUGCGCCUCCGACAAGAGCCUGCUCUCGUCCGCCAGCAGGAACGGCCUGUGUCCGCCCCCCUCUGGCACCAGCGCCGACCGGACUCAGAACGGGGACAAGGGCUCCCCUCGCGGCCUGUCGUCCUCCUCUGCCUGCCUGCUGUCCCCCAUGUCCAACCUGAUGGUGGAGUUUGAGCGCAUGACACUACUGGACGAGAUGGAGCGGCAGCCCCGGGAGCGGCGACGCAGUGGCGAAAGCUCCCGGCAGAAGGACGGACUCCUGAGGGACUCGUACUUGCCGGCGGCCGAGCUAAUCUCCAGCGUGGGCCGCCUGUCGCUGGGCGCAGGCGAGGACUCGGUGUUCUCGGUGAGCUGCUCGGAGCGUGACUGCGGCUCGUGGAAGGGGCUGAGCGGGGGCAAGGGGGACGGGCUGGACGAAGGUGACCGGAGGCUGGAGGACCGGGUUAGCUCGGGGUCGGACGAGUACGUGUCGGCUGAGGAGAGCCUGGAGGGUGGGGGUCAGAGGACUAGGGGGCCCGUGGUUGAGCGCACUCUCUGCUCCAGGUCCAAGUCUUGGGACCACGGGGGCCGAGAUAUGAGCAGCUCAGGGUCAUCUGGCUCCUACAGAUCUCUGGAUUCCCCUGACUUUAUAUUAAGGACGCCGCCCCGCUUUAAAAAAUGUCUUUUCAUUGAAGGGGAUUCGCCAACCAAGCUGGACAGAGAAGUACUGUCUGCAGUAGAAGCCAUAGAUGUUGAUCCCCUGAAAUACCCCAGCAUUUACAAAUGGAAGAGCACAAUGCAAACAUACUCCCCCACUGAGAUGCAAAGGUGGCCGACCCCAGCCUUCGUGCGGCGGCCUCCUAAGGUCCAGACGUUCACCCCGGGCUCCCCCGUGAGCAGUCUGGCCUCCCCCCUCAGCCGCUGCAGCCCUUCCCGGUACACGCCGGGGUCGCCCGACUUCGGCAGCCCCGGCCGCUACAGUCCAGCACACGCCAGCUUCAUCCAGCGCCUUCGCCUCAAGCACUUCAGCGACCCCCCAAUUUAAGAUGCACCUGCCAGCCCCCCUCCCCCCGUGCUGCACACCUCGCCAACCCGGGUGACUGCAUAAUGGAUUCAAUCACAUCAGAAAUAUGCACAAGUGUCUUGAGGGUUUGUAUUAACGAUGUGGUACUCCGACAUGUGAUGUACAGAUUUUUUUGGAUGUAUGUUCAGAAUUUUUUCAAACUAGUCUCUUUACAGUGUAUGUAUGAGUGUGAGCUUUGUCAAAAAUGACAGUAAUAAUAUUAUUUAUAGAACAUGGUGACAUGCACUUGUGUCCUCGCUAAAAAAAAAGAAAAGAUUUUAUUGUUUAAUAAUGGAGAGAAAAAAAAGAAAUGGGUUGCAUUCAAAACAUCCAAUGUAAAUCCUUGUGCGGACCCAUUGCUUGAAAAUAGUUUGUAAAAAUUUAAGCUUAAUGUGAGGAGAAAAAAGUGUGAAAUUAUUUUUGGUAUAUCUCUUACGUAGCACAAAAUGAUAAAAAUUGUUUUUGUUUUGUUUAUCUGUGUAAAUGACUGCCAGUUCCUGUUUUUAAGUUCAUGAAUUUGAGAAUUGCCUUAAUUUUUCUGAGAUGAGGGACAGCCUCCAGUCAGAAUUUGCCACACCAUGUCCAGAAUCAGCCAAUCGUGUUUUACCAAUGCCUCCCUGUCCAUAUUUUUUAAAUCCAAUAAAUGUGUUAAUUUUUGUAGAUACCUGAAUGUUUUCGUUCACACAGUUAUUAUGCCAUGCACCAAGCUGCAGCCAUGUCACUUUAUAAGUACAGUUUCUCAGUGACACACAAAAGCCAUCCUCAUGAUGUCUCUUACCUUUCUGAUGUUUGUGGGCUGUACAUUGCAGGUUACUGAAUUGUCUCUUAACAUCUCUAUAAUAUGAAUGAAUGUUCCAACAAAACUGCACAACUGUCUGAACAUAUCAACAACCAAACUUUGAUAUUUCAACUGAAUGGUGCAUUUCUAGAGAUGGGGGGGGGGGUCCAAACCGCACCUUCUGUAUCCUAUGGUCACGUGGGACCUAACUUGUUGAUCUUGGUCAGUGGUGUAAGUUGUGGUGUUGUGAAUUUGAGUGAGGUAUCUGUAGUCUUUUCUUAAGAUUUAUUAAUAAAACUGAACAAAAUGUUAGCACAGGGUAUGAAAUCAGGUCUGGUUUGUACUGCCUCUCAACAUCAGUGUUAGCACCAGAGAUGGGCAGAUCAUUUGUCAGCAUUAAUUAAGAAUGUGGAAUUUUCCAAAUGUCAAGUCAAUGUCUUUUUUUUUAAUUGCCCUUACCUACCCUUUGCCUCAUCACCUGGGGGUCAAACUAACAGAUUUUCUUCUGUUAACCAGCUCUUAUGUGGAAACCAUUUGGGAUAACAAAUACUAGCACAUUUGAAACGUGCCACUCUCAAUGAGAUAUUCGUUUUCUGCUAUGCUUUUGACCCAGUGGCUCAAAAUGUACCUUUCACUUUGACUUUUACUCUGUUUAGCAGUAGGGGACCCUGGAUUUUCCCCCCAAGCCCCUUUCCUGAGCCCACUUUACAAAAAAGGUCUCAUUUUGAAGAUUGUGUACUACUCACCCUCUGUCCCACCCUCCCUGCUACUCAAUGUGGUGACAGCCUGGAAUUUUGCUCCCUGCUUCAUUCAGCUUUCUUAGUGCCUUUUUAGUAUGACCAUGUGUGGCAAACCCAGUUGUUUCACAGUGUUCAGGUUGCACUGAUGACAUCAAGGUUUCAUAAUUUUUGACAACAGCCCAAUUUGAAUAAAGUAUAGUAGCACUGGUUUUAUGCAGCAUUUGAAUACCUCUUACAUAAGAUUGUAAAAAACGUUUACAAUUUAGUAUGCUAAUACAGUACAUUAAUGCCAGCCUUACUCCAUUUUUUUUGGUUAAAGGCUUCGUAGUGCCAACAUUGUGGUGCAUUGGAUUUGCUGUUUAAUUGUUGAUAUUUUGAUUAUUUUUGAUCUGGCUUCCCCAUUGCAUGCAUUUUUAGUCCAAUUUUAUUACUGUAUAUGUCAAAGGAAAGUAUUUGAUGUACUUCUGAGGAACGAAUAAAACAGUGAACACCA
This is a messenger RNA of Alosa sapidissima (American shad), 5867 nucleotides long. It is a transcript of the gene ankle2, whose product is annotated as ankyrin repeat and LEM domain containing 2. Bases 920 to 3838 code for a protein of 972 amino acids. Gene Ontology annotation, cellular component: endoplasmic reticulum. The record is from RefSeq and is a predicted model, not a curated record. Gene Ontology annotation, molecular function: protein phosphatase 2A binding. The transcript has 13 exons. NCBI's taxonomy places the organism in Eukaryota, Metazoa, Chordata, Actinopteri, Clupeiformes, Clupeidae. Gene Ontology annotation, biological process: negative regulation of phosphorylation.